Molecule: messenger RNA, 820 nt
Organism: Zychaea mexicana
Lineage: Eukaryota; Fungi; Mucoromycota; Mucoromycetes; Mucorales; Lichtheimiaceae
Exons: 1
Coding region: 187-696 (169 amino acids)
Source: RefSeq, a predicted model, not a curated record
CCCCAUAUACCACUACAUCGCCAAGAAAUAUUAAGCGGCGUCGUUGAUCGAGUAACACUAAUCUGUACACUUAAAAAGAAAAGCUGGGAACUUUUUUGCCGUUUGGGUUUCACACACUUUAAAUGCUUUUUACUCCCUUCUUGCAUGCCACUUUCGUAACAUCUUCCAAAGAAAAGGAAAAGAGCAAUGCCUUCCUUCUUUAAUCAGUUACUCGCUCCAUUCAAUCGUCGAAGGCGCAAAGUCACCACCAAAGCCGUUGAUCAUAACAACAGCGACAACCACAAUAACGCAAGUCGUUCAACCCCACUUUCUCCUCCUCAACCUGAGACGGCUCCAGUACUAGUAUACACAACAGCGCAGCAGCAGCGACAGCAAGAACAAGCAACUGUUGUCUUUUCAGAUCAACCAAGGACCAGCAUUACGAGUAGUAGCAGUGUUAUUGUCGAAAGUUUGGAGUUUAAAGCGUCGCAAGAGCUGGCGCUUUCACUCGACAACUGGAACGAUCCGUCUGCUGUGAAGCCGUCAUUCCCUGCGUUUGAAUACUUGCUCCAUCAACAAGAAGAAAAGGAACAAGAGCGACAAGGGCCGCGCAGAUCUUUUCGGCGUUUGCCACGCCCUCUUUCGCUGUACAGGUCGAAUAAUAAGAAGUCACCAAAAAUGGCUCGCUCAACUCCCAAUCUCAAGCAGCAGCAAUGAAAAGAAGGAAAAAGCUUCUUCAACCUCCCCAGUGUUUAUCGUUUGAUACCUUGUAUACCCCCGUUCUUAAAUAUCUUACUGUAUUAUACUUACUUACACACACUUCCUGCUACUUGUAUUUUUU